This is a messenger RNA of Trachemys scripta elegans, 1905 nucleotides long. RefSeq names its product OX-2 membrane glycoprotein-like. The record is from RefSeq and is a predicted model, not a curated record. Gene Ontology annotation, molecular function: cell-cell adhesion mediator activity. NCBI's taxonomy places the organism in Eukaryota, Metazoa, Chordata, Testudines, Emydidae. The coding region runs from base 519 to 1550 and encodes 343 amino acids. The transcript has 10 exons.
CUAUCAGAAGGUCAAAGGAUCUUUUAAUACACAGCAUAGCUACCUACAGCAAGUUAUAUGGAAUCAAAAUCCUGGAACCACUCAGGAGAAAGUGCAUUUCAGUGACACAAGGUUGAAUGCAUCAUCCAUUGCUGUCCAUGGGAUGAAAUGGGAAAAUGAGGCAUUAUAACAGGGCCUCAUCCAUUCCUUUCUUCAUGACACGUUGGAAAAAGAAAUAUGCAUCUCUGUACAAAGUCCCAAACAAUUUCUCUAUUUGGAAUGAAUUAGUCCAAAGGAAGAAAAUAUUCUUUCUACACCAACAGAAGAAGCUACUGCUGUUAAAAUUGAGGUUAUCACUUCAACAGUUGAAUCUAAGUGCUUAAGUGACGUCCACCAGUUCACUGACCAAUCUGGCACGGUUGAACCUACCAGGAGCAAAAAGCCCCCACCGACACAAACUCCGGGGAUCAUUAGAACACGCAAGCUGUCCCGCCACGACAAGGCACUGACACCAGAGGACAGAGAAAUGAGCAACUGAAAUGUAUAAAGGAAACACUGACUGUUACACUGAAAGUAAAACUGAUCAGCUUUGUGAGAGAGACUUAAGGAGAUCAGCAGUCCUCAGGUUUCUUCUCUCCACAAAGGCGAGCCAGAAACUGCUCUCAUCCUGUCAGCUGGAGACUCACGCUGUGGACCUGGAAGUUUCGUUUCCAAAGCCCUGUUCUUCCCAAGGAGGAGGAAAACCAAGGAGCAGUAAACAGAUGAAAGAACAGCUCAGUUCUCAGAUGACUUACCAAGGUCUGAUGUUGAGUGUGGUCUUUAUCAUGCUCUGCAGGACAGAAGCAGACACAGUGACACAGAAAAACGUGGUGAAGGUGGGUGGCAACGGGACCUUGAGCUGCUUCCUGAAGGAGUCACAUGACGUUCUGCAAGUUACAUGGCAGAAGAAAAAUACUGGAGUGAAUGAAAAUUUGGCCACAUACAGUGUAUCUAAAGGAGUAAAUAUUGUUGAAAAAUAUCGAGGUCGAUUAAAUUUCACACGCCUGUCACUAAAUGAUACGACCAUUACCCUCUGGAGAGUUAGAAUCCAGGAUGACGGAUGUUACGCAUGCAUCUUUAAUACCUUUCCCACAGGAGCCAUCGUACAAGACUCCUGCUUGACUGUCUAUGAGCAGCUGAGAGGAUCUCUCCAUUAUGUCGUCUCUGAAGGUAACCUGACAGCCACUUGUUCUGCUAAUGCCUGGCCUCGUCCUGUGAUCUCCUGGAUUGUGCCAAAAGCUGAGAGUGAAAAGACAGAAGAGGUGGUCACGCACCCCAAUGGAACAGUGUCCGUCAUCAGCAAACUCUAUGUCAACAGUUCUACAAGCCUGGCAGGCCAAUUGCUGAUCUGCAGAGUACGGCACAUGGAGGAAGACAGAGAUUACAGCGUGAAAGUGAAAGAGGGCAGGUGGUUUUCAGUUCCUUGGUUGCUGACCUCAGUGACCCUACUCGUAGUGUUCGUUGGGUUGGUUCUGACUGUGGUGUGCUGCAGAAGACGCAGGAAAAAGCAAAGCGAAUCUAAAGCAUCUUAACCCAUCUACUGGAUCAUUCCUUGGCAAACCUGAUUCAGCAUUAGGCGCAGUGACCUGGCGUGGCCUGAAAGUAACAUCAAUAAAAGGGAAGUGUGAUCCAACCUAGACUCUGUAGCUGGAAGAUAGGAAGUAAAACAGUGACACCAGAUUCAGACAUGUAAGGGAUAGACCUAAUGUCAUCUAUCUCAGUCCCACUGGACAGCAACUAUCCACCUGCUUCUUUCCUCCUAUCUAGCUGAUAAGGUUCUUCUUCACAGGGCCGGCUCCAGGCACCAGCUUCUCAAGCAGGUGCUUGGGGCGGCACGUCCAGGUAUUCGGCGGCAAUUCAGCGGAUGGUCCCUCACUCCGCCUGGGA